UCCAUAAAGGGUAGCUGACUAGUUGGUGGCUUGUUUGGCUAUAAAUAAUUGCUUCUCCCUCACAUCUUGCUUUUCUAAUAACACUCUUUGCUCAUCAUCUCAGAAACCUUCUUCAAUCCAUUCCCAUGGAUUCCAUUGCUCACUCCUUCUGCAAAGUCAAGGUGGAAGCUCUUCAAGAUGAAUUGGAACGUAGCCGAAAAGAGAAUGAAACUCUUAAGGUUAUGGUUGAAGUUAUGAGCGGUAAGCUCAGUGCCCUUCGAUCAAAUGUUCAAGAAAUUGGCAGCAACUCGCCACUGAGUGGUGUCUCACCCUAUGAGCUCUAUGGCUUAAACAAGAGACCGAGGAUUGAGAUUCCCAUGUCCAAACCUUCGCAAAUCUUAGUCAAAACCGACCCCAAAGACAAGAGCCUAAAUCUAAAAGAUGGAUACCAAUGGAGAAAGUAUGGGCAGAAGGUUACUAAAGAUAAUCCAUCACCUAGAGCUUACUUCAGAUGUUCCAUGGCUCCAAGUUGCCCCGUCAAAAAGAAGGUUCAAAGAUGUGCGGAGGACAAGACAUUUCUGGUUGCUACUUAUGAAGGAGAGCACAACCAUGAUCCCAAUGGAUCUCCUGGACACUCUAUGUACUCUCCGGAUAGCUUAUCAAGAAGCUCGAGAAGUAGCACAGUUUCUUGCCCAGUCACAAGUAGUCCUUUUCAAACAGAGGUAGCCCUUGAUCUUACCCUUUCAAGUCCCACACACGAUCACAAGGAAAAACCUCGUCAAACUUCUUUGGAAGACAACAUCAGCAGCAACACUAACAAGGUUGAAGAGUAUGUGGCAUCCCUCGCCAAAGAUCCAAGCUUUACGGUUGCUUUGGCUGCAGCUGUAGCUCGCUCUUUAUCUACACCAAGAGUAUUGUGAAAUGUCUCCACUUUAAACGUAAAGGGAAUUGGUAAUUUGUUAGCUACUAGUAGUUCUUCUCAUUCUCUUAUCCUUGUGCUUCUGCUGUACAUGAGUCAGGAAUCUAUUCUUCCAAAAUGGAAUGUUAGUACUUCAAAAAUGCUAGAGUUACCGGCUUACUCAGCACAAGAAUUAGCUUAUGUUAAAUAUAUGGGGAGUGUGUUGAGCAUAUUAAAUAUUAAUUAUUUUAUUCGAGUUUAUAUAAGUCGAUCAUUCACCUUAACA
Molecule: messenger RNA, 1163 nt
Organism: Manihot esculenta (cassava)
Lineage: Eukaryota; Viridiplantae; Streptophyta; Magnoliopsida; Malpighiales; Euphorbiaceae
Product: WRKY transcription factor WRKY76
Exons: 4
Coding region: 126-899 (257 amino acids)
Biological process (GO): regulation of DNA-templated transcription
Molecular function (GO): DNA-binding transcription factor activity; sequence-specific DNA binding
Source: RefSeq, a predicted model, not a curated record